Molecule: messenger RNA, 1725 nt
Organism: Lecanosticta acicola
Lineage: Eukaryota; Fungi; Ascomycota; Dothideomycetes; Mycosphaerellales; Mycosphaerellaceae
Source: the annotation of a GenBank genome assembly
AUGGUCUCCCGCUACACUUCCGGGGCAAGGCAAUUCAACGCCUACAACUUCCUCAUCAUCCUUUCCGUCUCUUUCGGCAGCAUGUCCUAUGGAUACGCUUCCAGCGCCAUAGCACCCGUCCUCGCCCUCCCCGAAUUCCUCUCCUAUUUCUCCCUCACCACGCGCGCAGACGGAACAGCUCUCCAAGCGACUUUCAACGGUCUCUUCCAGGCGGGAGGCUUCCUCGGUGUCUUCCUGGUUUCCUACUUCGCAGAUAAAUACGGACGACGCGUAGCAAUCGCAGUUCCUGCUGUGAUCCUUGUGAUAACGGCAGCUUUACUGGCCGGAACGACGAAUGUUGGAGAGUUGAUCGUUUGGAGAUUUUUUGCGGGUGCGGGUACUUUUAUGAUCUUGUCUGCCGUGCCCAUCUACAUGACCGAGACCGUGCCUCCGCUCAACCGCGGAAUGCUAGUGGCCAUCCACGGAGCCGCGCUCUUACUCGGAUACAUGGUUGUGAUCUGGACGGGAUACGGGCUGUUCUUUUGCAAGAACCCGACCAACUGGAGGAUCAUAUUCGCAUUGCAAGCCACUUUCCCGCUAGCGGUGCUCGGCAUGCUGCCGUUCUUGCCAGAGUCUCCAAGAUGGCUGAUCUUGAAAGGGAGAGGAGAAGAAGCAAAGCGGAUUCUGGAGAGGCUGCAUACAGCGGAGGAGGCGCAGAUAGAAUUGGAGCAGAUAUCGAACCAGCUGGAGAUCGAUAAGGGAUUGCCGAGUGACUAUGUGUCGAUGUUCAGAAAGAAGUCGUAUCGGAAGAGGAGCCUGUUGGCCUUGGGGACGACAAUGGGGAUUCAGUUCUCCGGUGAGACGUACAAGACCACGAAUCUUGGUCGCAUAAUGCUAAGAGUACUUAGGCAUUCUCGUGAUCAAUAACUACCAACCCACACUGUACGCCACGCUCGGAUACCCGACUGAGCGUCAACUACUGCUGGAAGGCGGCUGGAUAACAUUAGCGUGGGGUGUUGGAGUGCUAGGCUGCUUUAUCGUCGAUCGGAUGCCCCGUCCAAAGCUCAUCGCCGGCGCUCUCGGUGGAUGCAUGGUGUGCCUGAUCAUCGUAGCAGCUCUGAUUGCCAACUUCGUACCCAGCGACAACCAGACCGCAUUGCAGGCGAUCAUCGCGUUCUUGUACAUAUACGUUGUGUUCUACGAGGGAGGACUGGACGGCGUACAGUUUGCUUACCUUGGCGAGCUGUUCCCAACACACUUGCGGGCGAAGGGAAUGAAUCUUGGAGUGGCUGGAAUCUGCUUGAUGAACAUUAUCUGGCUACAGUCUGCGCCGACAGGAAUCGCAAACGCUAGCUGGAAAGUGAGUAUGGCCUUCUUCCUGCGGUGCGCUUGUGUCUGGUAGCUGAUGGGACGCGCAGUACUUUCUGGCAUACGUUAUUCCUGGAUGUUUGAUAUGUAUCGGCAUUUGGGUUUGGUAAGUCGCUUCCUCCUUCUCAGGAGUCGUCGAUGUACUGACUCUGCGAGCUUCCCGGACACACGGGGCGUGCCGCUGGAAGAAGUUGCUGCAAUGUUCGGCGUAAGUAUUUCAUUGGCGGUGUAAAAGCGGCCAGUACAGCUCGCUGACGUGUUCAGGAUGCCGAGGAGCUCAAGUCCGGAUCCGCCGCCGGCACUGCUGCAGCCAAAGACGUCGGAACAGAAGCGGUCGAGGAUAUCGAUGUCCGAUCGAAGAUCAAAGGGGAAGUGUAG